AAACGUUCUUUAAAAAAAAUGAAAAAAGAAGAAUAUAUGGGCUUGAUAUUUUUUUUAAAACAAUAAAUAUAAUAAAAAUAUUUAUGAAGAAAAAGUCGGUCUGGUUAUUUAUUUAGGUUUACAAAUCACAGCCAAGUAAACAGGUUGAGGUUAGGGUUGAACCUUAGCUUUACGCCGUUUAUUCAAACGAUAUUUAUUCCCAAUUACUGAUUUAUAAUAUAUAUAUAAACAUUUCCCAACGAUUAUAUUUAUAUUAUUUUCUCUUGCGGAAGGAAGAGGAGAAAGAUUAGAUAGAAACCAUUCUUUGAAGAACAGAUAAGAAAAACUCAACAAGGCCUCUUCUAUCCCACUUUAGCCUUGGUGUGAGGUUAUCACUCUUAUGCAUGAUUUGAUUUGUGUUCUCCUAUUUGGCAUAAAGAUUUUCUCACUCUGGCAGCUGCAACAAAAUCAAAUCCUUCUCGCACCUGUGAGAGGGUGUGGGGUGACAAUGAGAGAGUGAUUUUGCUUUGUGUUCUUAGAAGAUCAAUAUCAUCAAGUAUUUGGAGAUUGUGUCGUGUUUCUGAGGGUUUAUCAUUGGACUAUGGCUAAUGACACAUCUUGCUGAGUUUUCCGGAAGCUUGACUAUGGUUUGCUCCACUAUUCAACAAAAUAAGUAUUUAUUUCAAGCUUCCAUACAUUAAUAAGAAUUAAGAAGUAUACUUUUAUAGAAGAAAAUUUUGUUUUUCAUGUAAAAAAUUAAGGUAGGCUGCCUGAGGAAGCAGCUGUGGUAUUGCCACAAUGGUAAGGUUUUCAUGUUUCAAUGCUCACGUGCACUCCGACAGACCUAAGAAAACUAUUGAAUCUUCAUCUGAAACUUUCCACAAGACAUUGUCAGAUUGUUCUCAUAGUCGUUUGCCAGAGGUUCUUCCGAACAAACCAAGCUCCUUAUUAUUGAACUCUCAUGCAGAUUCCAGUGUUACUAGUGACAUUAAGCAUGUUUCUUCUUCUGAGCGUGGUUGGAAGUCAAAGGACAUGAAGAACGAGUUUACUGUUGAAGGCGAGGUACUAAUUCCUAAGCAUGGACAUCUUAAGAAAAGUCAAUCUAUGCAGAGUGGCUUGUACAGAGAGGGGAUGGUUUCUACAAACAGUCUAAUUGAAAAUGAGACUGAUCUAGGAUUUUCCUGUGAUGGAUCCCCAGAAGCCAUUGGGUUGGCCUUAGGAUAUGGAAGUGAAGACCAAGAUCAAGAACAAAGCCUGCCCGAUCAGCAUCAAAAAGCUCCAAACUUAGAGAGUUUUCAAGUAAGUUGUAAUGUUGCUGAUGAUAAUGAAUCCAUUUACUCAAUUGGGGGACCACCAGAUUCAGAAAAGGAAGGCCAGGAGAACUCUGAUACUCAGCUAUCUGGUGAAUGUGCUGGUGAGGGCAGUGACCAGGCUCUGCGUACUCCACACAGGAUUGCGAAAUCAUUUUCUUUACCAAAUCUCAGUGUUUGUUCACCAGUUUCUGCAAGGUGUACGCAUUUAGGUGUACGUUCGAAAUCUUUUGAAGAUUUACAUGGUCUUGACAUGAGAUGGAGAGAUAUUUCAAUUCAUGACGCAGAAAAACAUUCAGUGCAAAGAAAAGUAGGAGAUACUAAUCAUAACACUGAAAGCCCUUCUGAAAAUUAUGUUGAUGAUAAUUAUGAUUCUUGCAAUUAUUCUGGUAUAGCUAAAGACUGGAUUAUGCCAGUGAUGAACAAGGUUGAUUCAGCGAAAAGCAUUUCAGGAGGAUCCUCACUUCACCAGUGGGAUGAAUUGCCCAACAGAGAUUUUAAGAUUAAGCGUAUUGAGGACUGGGUUAAUGAUCUUCAACACUGCAGUCCUCUAGAGGAAACAAAUGAAUUACUCCAGUCUGAUGAUCACAUGAAGGGAGAUUCCAGUAAUUUUGAUGGUUUGGUGAAGGUUGAAGACAAACUCACUCCUGGCAUGGAAGUGGCUAAAAGAUAUAUAUCUUCUUUGACGGCAGCCACCACUACAGCUCACCUGGCAAACCAUGGAUUGGUUGUGAUCCCAUUUCUGAGUGCAUUCAUAAGCCUGAGGGUGCUCAAUCUGUCAGGAAACUCAAUAGUGAGAAUAACUGCUGGUGCUCUUCCUCGAGGACUUCAUAUGUUGAAUCUAUCGAAGAACAAUAUUUCCACAAUUGAGGGUUUGCGUGAACUCACCAGACUUCGGGUGUUGGACCUGAGCUACAACCGAAUUUUCAGAAUCGGACAUGGCUUGGCUUCUUGUUCCUCCCUGAAGGAGUUGUACCUAGCUGGAAACAGAAUCAGUGAAGUGGAGGGUCUUCACCGUCUCCUAAAAUUAACUGUGCUGGAUUUACGUUUCAAUAAAAUCUCUACAGCCAAAUGUCUUGGUCAACUUGCUGCCAACUAUAGUUCCCUGCAAGCCAUCAGCUUGGAAGGGAACCCAGCACAGAAGAAUGUUGGAGAUGACCAGCUGAAGAAACAUCUUCAAGGCCUUCUUCCCCAUUUGGCUUACUUCAACAGGCAAACAAUCAAAGCCAACACUUUAAAGGAUUCUGCAGAGAGAUCAGUUCGGCUAGGAACUAGCUCCCACCAGUUUGACCGUGGUCUCAGACCAGAUCAUAAAACAAGGAAAGGCAGUGUUCUAACCGCUCAGAGGCCUCCCUCUUCUUCAGCACUUGUCCGUGGAAGUCAAGCAGCAGCAGUGUCUCCAAAACGUUCAAAGGGUAGACACAGCCGACUGCCUCCAAUGGGGACUAAAGUAACAACUAAUCGGCAUAAUUAUAUUGAUAUUGGCAGCAAACUAAUGAAUGUCAAAUCCGAUCUUUCAAUGCGCAGGAGUCGAAGUGAAGGAACUUUGGGAAAUCUAUGAGUGAUUUUUCAAACAUUACAGUUUAAUUUGUCAUUUCAAAUCAAACUUCAGAGAAUGAUAUGUUAUUUGGAUUGUUGUGAGAUUCUUGGUUUGAAUUCCUUUGUUCUCGUUUUUAUUCAUGAGCUCUGUUGGCAGGCCCUAAUUUGAAUAGCAGAAUUCUCGUUAUUCUUAUUUUUAAUUUACAAUGGUUUGUAUAAAUUAAUAAGCAAAACUGAAAUGCAGAAGUGCUGUUAAAUAUAAAAAAAAAUAUAUCUUUUAUCCAA
Molecule: messenger RNA, 3113 nt
Organism: Cannabis sativa
Lineage: Eukaryota; Viridiplantae; Streptophyta; Magnoliopsida; Rosales; Cannabaceae
Exons: 5
Coding region: 778-2850 (690 amino acids)
Cellular component (GO): cytoplasm
Molecular function (GO): protein kinase binding
Source: RefSeq, a predicted model, not a curated record